Molecule: messenger RNA, 693 nt
Organism: Penicillium egyptiacum
Lineage: Eukaryota; Fungi; Ascomycota; Eurotiomycetes; Eurotiales; Aspergillaceae
Source: the annotation of a GenBank genome assembly
AUGGUUAACAAUGCCGGUGUCAUGGCGGUUGAUUAUCAGCUCUCGCCGGAGGGAUUUGAGUCUCACCUGGCAACCAACCAUCUAGGUCCGUUUCUGUUCACAAAUCUGAUUAUCAAGAAGAUUUUGGCUUCUAAGAGUCCUCGGAUCGUCGUGGUUAGCAGCGACGGUCAUCGUCUGAAUCCUUUCCGCUUCGAUGACUACAACUUUGAUGUAAGUGAUGCAUGGGAUUUUGCUUUUGUAAGGCACCCGUACUUAAAUAUCGACCAGGCAGGGAAGAGUUACCACAAAUGGUUCGCCUAUGGCCAGAGCAAAACGGCCAACAUAUUGUUCGCAAUCUCCCUGGCGGAGAAGCUCGGCCUGAAACACGGCCUUCUCGCAUUCAGCCUGCACCCGGGCGUCAUCUGGACGAAUCUGGGUAACCACCUUGACUGGAGUGGAGCGCCGACAAGGCGUUGGGCAACCGGGAGGGCUGGAAAGAAUUCGAUGCCAAGCCGUUGGAGCGAGGUGUCGGCGACUCAUAUCUAUGCUGCGUUUGAUCCGGCUCUUAAAGCUAACAACGGCGCUUAUCUUAUUGACUCCCAUGUGGCAGACCCACUGUCUGAUACAGUCAAGCCGUGGGUGACCAGUAGCUUUGAAGCGGAGAGACUGUGGAGGUUGAGCGAGAAGCUAGUAGGCGAGGAAUUUUCAUACUAG